GCUCCGUCCACGCAGAUGGGCACGCGUGCGCCCGGAUACCCUGCCAGCUCCCCUUUCCCUCGCCAGUUAAGCUGGUUGGGCUGCUGGGCAUAGAACGGGCAGCGGGGCACAGGGAGAAGGAUGUAAGGGGGCGAGGACCGGGGAAUAAGCACGAAUUAAGCGCUUACUUAAUAGCUGUUACAGCCUUUUUAUUAAGAAACUUGGAAACUGAAACAUUAUGAAUGUGAAUGACCUCAAGUGUAGGUUGUCCGAGGCUGGGCAGGAUCACCUAACACAGUUCUGGGAUGAGCUGGAAGAAACCCAACAGGAGGAACUUUAUGAAGAACUACAAGCCAUUAAUUUUGAGGAGCUGAACUGCUUUUUCCAAAAGGCCAUGAAAGGAUUUCAUCAGUCCUCUUGUCCAGAGAAGGUAGAUGCACGGAUGGAGCCUGUCCCUCGAGAAGUAUUGGGCAGUGCCACAAGGGACCAAGAGAAGAUCCAGCACUGGGAAAGGGAAGGGUUUCUUCAGAUUUCCCAAAACAAAGUGGCAGUUCUUCUUCUGGCUGGUGGUCAGGGCACAAGACUUGGUGUGGCAUAUCCCAAAGGAAUGUAUGACGUGGGUUUGCCGUCGCAUAAAACACUCUUCCAGAUCCAAGCUGAGCGCAUUUUGAAACUACAACAGCUAGUUGAAAAACAUCAUGGCAGCCAGUGCAUCAUUCCUUGGUACAUUAUGACCAGUGGCAGGACAAUGGAAUCUACAAAGGAGUUCUUCUCAAAGCACAAGUACUUUGGUUUAAAAAAAGAGAAUAUAAUCUUUUUUCAACAAGGAAUGCUACCUGCUAUGCAGUUUGAUGGGAAAAUUAUUUUGGAAGAGAAGAGCAAAGUUUCCAUGGCUCCAGACGGGAAUGGUGGUCUUUACCGAGCUCUUGCAGCCCAUGGCAUUGUGGAAGAUAUGGAGAAAAGGGGCAUUUGGGGAAUCCAUGUCUACUGUGUUGACAACAUCUUGGUGAAAGUAGCAGACCCACGUUUCAUUGGAUUCUGCAUUCAAAAAGGAGCAGAUUGUGGAGCAAAGGUUGUGGAGAAGACGAACCCUACGGAACCUGUUGGGGUAGUGUGUAGAGUUGAUGGUGUCUACCAGGUGGUAGAAUAUAGUGAAAUCUCACUGGCCACAGCCCAGAGGCGAAACCCCGAUGGACGGCUGCUGUUCAAUGCAGGGAACAUUGCCAAUCAUUUCUUCACUGUGCCUUUCCUGAGAGAUGUGGUCAACAUUUAUGAGCCACAGUUGCAGCACCACGUGGCUCAGAAGAAGAUUCCAUAUGUGGAUACCCAGGGGCAGCUCAUUAAGCCAGACAAACCAAAUGGGAUAAAGAUGGAAAAAUUUGUCUUCGACAUCUUUCAGUUUGCUAAGAAGUUUGUGGUAUAUGAAGUAUUGCGGGAAGAUGAAUUCUCGCCCUUGAAGAAUGCAGACAGUCAGAAUGGGAAGGACAACCCUACGACUGCGCGGCAUGCGUUAAUGUCUCUGCAUCAUUGCUGGGUCCUCAACGCUGGGGGCCACUUCAUAGAUGAAAAUGGGUCUCGUCUUCCUGCCAUUCCUCGCCAUGCUACAAAUGGAAAGUCAGAGAAGCUCACAGCUGAUGUCAAUCACAACUUGAAGGAUGCCAACGACCUACCCAUUCAGUGUGAAAUCUCGCCUCUUGUCUCCUAUGCUGGCGAAGGCCUUGAAAGUUAUGUGGCAGAAAAAGAAUUCCAUGCUCCUUUAAUCAUUGAUGAGAACGGUGUUCACGAGCUGGUGAAGAAUGGCAUCUGAGCUACCUGGCAGUGCCAUAUAUCCACAGGAGUGGGCUGGCUGGGAAGGCAUGUCGAGGGCAUUCAUUGAAGGCUGAAGUUUAAGAAUCCAUUGGGUUCAUUGUUUCACUUGUUCCAGCCAUUGUAAGCUCCCUGGAGAGUUCAGUGCCCAGGCUGAGAUUUCCUUCUGGUGUUUGGCUCAUUGAAGUUCUUAUUUAUAUUUUUUAUUGUACAUUUUUCUUCCCAGAAAAGGAAAACAUUGGCUCUACAAGGAAAUUUCCUCUGGCUUCAACACCAUCAAAGGUGUUUCUUGCUGUCUUACUCAGAAUUGAGGAACUUUUAUUUUUGAAGCUGUAUAUAGUAAUAAACCAUUGUACACGAA
Molecule: messenger RNA, 2146 nt
Organism: Vombatus ursinus (common wombat)
Lineage: Eukaryota; Metazoa; Chordata; Mammalia; Diprotodontia; Vombatidae
Gene: UAP1
Product: UDP-N-acetylglucosamine pyrophosphorylase 1
Exons: 11
Coding region: 218-1786 (522 amino acids)
Biological process (GO): UDP-N-acetylglucosamine biosynthetic process
Molecular function (GO): UDP-N-acetylglucosamine diphosphorylase activity
Source: RefSeq, a predicted model, not a curated record